Physcomitrium patens is the source of this 1066-nucleotide messenger RNA. Lineage: Eukaryota; Viridiplantae; Streptophyta; Bryopsida; Funariales; Funariaceae. The record is from RefSeq and is a predicted model, not a curated record.
UGGGAUUAUCGCAUGCACAAUGGACUACAUCUUCAUUGACGGUGUGGCAGUGCUGGCCUUGGGUUACACUAUGAACCUCAGCAACCCUAGGACGUGCUUAUCGAAGGUGUAAGAUUUGGACCUUUUAAAUUCCGUGUUGAUGGGAUCGGCCGACCUCUAGCCUACUGGUGGCGCAAAAUGUGGCAUCUGUACUAGGCCUGUGGAUCAUCAACUUGUUGUUCGUCCUGGGUGCCCUCCCCUUCAUGUCUGUCCAAAGUGACUACGUGAAGUGGCCUGCCCGAUUAUCUAAACGGAAUGCGUGGUGGGAGCUAGGAGAUAAUUGGGAAACGACUGUUACUUUCUUUACAAUCUAUUUCCAAUUCAUCACUUCAUCGGUUGUUUUCACUUUUGGAUCGACAUUCCGUCAGCCAGUUUUCCGAAACUAUCUUCUCAUGGUUUCAUGGUUGUGCAUCUACGUGACAAUGUCACUGGUACUGUUGCUUCCGCAUUUAUCCUUCACGCAUCUCUGGCAAGUGGACAGGGAGGAGUUCAACGGGCCCAACGCCACUUCCCCUGUGUUGGCAGCAUAUCAGCAAGACGGGGGAGCUCCCAGUGCGGCCAUGCCCCCUUCCUUUCGCCGAGAUCUGUGGAUUCUCAACGUCUCCAACUCUGUUGCCGUAUGUUUGUGGCAGAAGGUGGUGGUUGAAGGCCCUGUGGCUCGCAUGUUGCGCAGCAGAUUUCCCUCUUCCACACCGAAGUUUCACCUCUGAACACCUCUCUCACUCACGCUGGAUUCCUUUCUAAUGCAACAAUCACGUUCUUGUGUUUUCUACAUUUCGGGGGGUUCAGUUCUUCUCCCUGUUUGAAAAAAGAAAGAUCUUUCUUGAUGUCUUGAGAACAUACAGAUCUUUCUGGAAAAUAAAAUCUACCCAACUAUCUUAACCAUCAUGAAAAAAUAUAAUGAUUUCUAGAUUCAUUUUUCCACUUUUGGAUCUGCAAGCAAUAAAAACCAGCCAAAUUCAUUGUAAUUAACAUAUUCUUCAUCAAGAGUAUCUAUUUAGUAAAGGUAUGGGUCUAUUUAAUAUUC